UUCGACUGCCGACCAAAACCAGAGACCGACGCACUUGGGUUCCUCCCCGAGUCUCACACACCCAUCUCCACACACUUCACGAAUUCCAUAGUCGGAACCCCAAGCAGCAUCAUGAAAGGAAGUUCUGCGCUCGCGCUCCUAGCCUCCAUGGCGACGGUCAACGCCUUCUUGGCGCCCGGUGCCGUGCCCCGCCCGUCGUCUGGCCUACGGAUGUCGGCCAGCGAGAAGGUCGAGAACGUUGCAUCCAGCGUCGUGGAUGCCAACGACCUCAACGUCCGCAAGCCGCCGGGCGACGUCAAGCUCGACCAGGGUGUGAUGGACCGGUACAUGGCCUUGCCGCAAGGCACCCGCGUGCAGGCCGAGUACGUGUGGAUCGGGGGCACCGGCCUCGACCUCCGCUGCAAGACCCGCACCCUCGAGGAGAAGCCCGGCGCCGUCAACGACCUGCCUUUGUGGAACUACGACGGCUCGUCCUGCGGCCAGGCGCCCGGGGACGACAGCGAGGUCAUGCUCCGGCCGGUCAAGAUCUACCCGGACCCCUUCCGAGGUGGGGACAACAUCAUCGUGCUGUGCGAGACGUGCCUGCCUACGGGCGAGCCGAUCCCCUCCAACACCCGCGCCAAGGCGCGCGCGUCCUUCGACGCGGCCCCCGGUCUGGAGCCGUGGUUCGGCAUCGAGCAGGAGUACACCCUCUUCGACAAGGACAUGGUGACCCCUUUCGGGUGGCCUAAGGACGGCGAGCCGGGACCCCAGGGGCCCUACUACUGCUCCGUCGGCUUCGAGAACGCCUACGGCCGCGGUGUCGCCGAGGCGCACUACCGCGCUUGCAUGUACUCGGACAUCCCCAUCUCCGGCAUCAACGCGGAGGUCAUGCCCGGACAGUGGGAGUACCAGGUCGGCCCGGCGGUGGGCAUCAACGGCGCCGACGACCUCGUGAUGUCGAGGUUCCUGCUUCAGCGCGUUGCGGAGGACCUCCAGGUUGCCGUCUCCCUCGACCCCAAGCCCAUCCCCGGAGACUGGAACGGAGCCGGGUGCCACACGAACUUCUCCACCGAGAAGAUGCGCCAGGAGGGGGGUUACAAGGAGAUCGUGGAGGCGGUCGAGAAGCUGGGGAAGCGCCACAAGCAGCACAUCGAGGCCUACGGCGAGGCAAGCGUGCUGGGAGACGGCUACGGCAGCGGUGUUCUACUCUUGAGUGCCAAGUCGGGUAACGAGCGCCGCCUCACCGGCCUCCACGAGACCGCCAACAUGAACACCUUCAAGUACGGCGUCGCCGACCGGGGAGCGUCCAUCCGCAUCCCCCGCGCGGCCGAGGCGGAGCAGAAGGGAUACUUUGAGGACCGCAGGCCGUCAUCGAACAUGGACCCUUACGUGGUGUGCGGAAUGAUCUUCGACACGACCUGCGUGUGGGAUGGAAAGGACGAGUAAAAAAAACACAUCAUAUGGUCCAUCCAGUCUUGAGAAAAGUACUCCACGGACACGAUUGCGAAAGAGGCUCUUCCUCGCAGCAGAUUAAGCACGUAGAGACUACUAUUUCGACCGCAGUACGCAGCAGCUUGUUGUGGAUACGGCGGGAGGUCGGGGUGAUGACCUAUCUUUUGGUCGGUGGGCGGACUGAGGGCCUUGCUGCCCUCACCCAUUGGUGGAUGGUUUCGGGGAACUGGCUAGCAUUCAGCGAAACCAGCAGGUUUGAGAAAAUUGCGAGGAUGAGGGAAGAAAUGAACAAGAAUCGCUGCGUCUACGACCAGCACGUAUUUAGACACAAGGGGGCGGCAGGGGUAGGUCACGCUCUUUGUUUGCUCGGGUGAGGGGAGGGGGGAUACACCGCAUUUGUUGUUUUUUGGCUAACAGGGAUCGUCGAGUGAUGGUUCAAAGAACGACCUAGUGACCUAGAGUAGAGGACGUUGUUCCUGUUUUUCGUGUUGGCGCAUGCUGGUCGUGCCCCCCUCCCUUCCCCUCCUAAACUUAAAGAGUACUUAGAGCGUGGUUUCGGUAUUUGCUUGCCCUUUUCCCUCUGUUUGGCUGUUUUUGACUCGUUCUGUUUAAGUGCUUGGCAUUGGGAUCCCAAUUAAUUAUUGAUGGUUGUUUGGUGGACACUCCUGCAGCGGGUCGUUCAAAAUUCGACGUUCUUAGAAGGUUGUUGCAUGUUGUACGUAAAGUUUCGAGAAGCCAAAAAAAUGAGAGAAAUCGGCGGGAGGGGGUUGGGAGGUCGUGUCAAGAACUCCAUGGGGAAGAAGGCGAAAAAGAGGUGGCACUGUUGGUGGUAGACAAGUUUGUAGUACAUUCGCACCCACAUGAAAUACUGUCUUGAGCAAGGCAUUGCGGAAAUGACGCCCCCGCCGCCCCCCCUAAGAUAUGUUAUUUCUUUUGUCGUAUCCCCAAUCGGGUUUCCUCUCAGUCAGGGAGGCGAUUGUGUCCUUUGGUGCCAAACUUCGGCGAGAGAAAAUAGUCUCCUUCAUCAGGAAGACAGACGGCUGGGAAAGGAAAAAAACUUGUGGCAGUUUGAGUGGAAAUGGAAUUAGAAACGAGUCGUAGUGCGUUGUGGUCCUGCCUGCCCAAAAUAUAGAGCAAAGGCAAAGACUAAAAUGACGCUCUCGAGUCGGUCAACAGCAGUGUGGGAGGAGACGUUGUUUUGUUGUCGACGGUCGGUGCCCUUUCCUCUCUCCUUGGACCUACUUGCCAGUUGGCGCGAUCGAUGGGGGCGUCGGUUAUUGUGUAAAGAGGGGGAAUAGAAAACGAGGUGAUUUUUCCUGCGAAAGCAAAUGGAGGUUGGUGGUACAUUACAAGUUUCCACACUCAGGUCCGAGAGCGCCCGCACUUCUGCAACAACUUGGCAAUCAAUUACUCUCGAA
Molecule: messenger RNA, 2852 nt
Organism: Ectocarpus sp. CCAP 1310/34
Lineage: Eukaryota; Phaeophyceae; Ectocarpales; Ectocarpaceae
Source: the annotation of a GenBank genome assembly